CUAGCUUGUCUUGCGAUCGACAUGUCUGGCCCUACGUCACCCACUCUGGACCUCCCCUCGAGGGCGGCCACAAAUAUGAGCAUCAUUAGCGACGAUGCUAUCCCCGAGAUUGACCCCUCCAACACGGCUGGCCUACUCGCUGAACGCCUUCAGGCAUGGAAGCAUGCUUGCGGAUAUCUCGAGGAUUAUUUCGAGGCGAUAGAGAAGAUCCAUGGAAAGCACGCAAAGGAGUACGAGCGUGCUCUCAAGGUCAUCUCCAACCCUCUGAAGGAAGGCCACCACUUCGACCAGAGCGUCAGCGGUGUGGCCGGCUUCUUCGAAAACCUCCGAACCAACACGCAAUCCCUCAUAAACACGAACCUCGAAACGGAGAAGAGCAUCAAGGGCUCCGUCCGCCCCAUCCUCGAGCGUCUACACAAGGAGAUCAAGCACAAGGCCAAGGAGCUGUCGAGCGGCGCGCAGAAAGGAGCUAAGGAGGUGGAGAAGUCGCGCAACACGACGCAGAAGCACAUUGAGCUGCUGGGCCAGCAGGCGGCGGCCUUUGACUCGGCGGGCGGCAAGAUCAACGGGCAUGAUGACCCUUACGUGGUGCGCCGCGGGGUGCUUCAUCGGCUGAGCGUGCAGGUCAUAGCGGAGAACAACCACCACAACGACCUGCUUGCGGUGCAGAGCAACUUUGCCACGUUCGAGGCGCACGUCGUCGAGGUCUUCCAGCAGGCCAUGGAGGCCUUUACGCAGAUGGCGGGUGGCCAGGCCGACAAGACGCGCGCUCUGCACAACGACAUGCUGGCCACGAUCCAACGCGUGCCGCCCGAGUACGAGUGGGCCAACUUUACGGUCCGCAGCGCCGAGCUCCUGGCCCAGCCCAACGAGCCACCGCGGUCCGUCGACAACAUCACGUUCCCUAACAUGGACCACGCGUCGGCCAAGCCGCUGAUUGAGGGGUCCCUGGAGCGCAAGUCGCGCAACAAGCUGUCGUGGGGCUUCUCGACGGGCUACUACGUCGUCACCCCCUCCAAGUUCCUCCACGAGUUCAAGGACUCGGACAAUACUCGCGAGGACCCCAAGCCGGAGCUGUCCAUCUACCUGGGCGACGCCACGGUGGGGACUCCCUCGGGCGACAAGUUCACCGUCAAGGGCAAGGACCGCAGCAAGACGAUGAGCGGCAGGCUCACGGGCAACGCCGAGCUCAACUUCAAGGCCCACACUCCUUCCGACGCGCAGAAGUGGUACUCGGUCAUUUCGGGGCUGGCGAGCACGGCUGGAGCCAUCGACACGUCGGCCACCGCGGGAUCCGCCACGCCCUCGCCAACCACCCCUUCGGCCAAGGCCGCCGGCGCCAUCACCGGCUCCUCCAGCAGCAGCAAGAUCGAGCUCAACCAGGCCAGCGACGUGGCCUCACCGACGAGCGGCCACGAGUCCGGCGUCACAGAGCCGCCAUCCACCACCACUGCAGAGAAGAAGGCCGAGGCUGGUGCCUAG
This is a messenger RNA of Geosmithia morbida, 1482 nucleotides long. RefSeq names its product to PH domain protein. The record is from RefSeq and is a predicted model, not a curated record. The transcript has 3 exons. The annotation marks the transcript as partial. NCBI's taxonomy places the organism in Eukaryota, Fungi, Ascomycota, Sordariomycetes, Hypocreales, Bionectriaceae.